AUGGGUCCACUCAAGCAAAUGACACAUUGCGGAAGCAUAAGUGCACUGUUCGCUGUGUUGAUAGUGCUGUUCGGCGUCAGCUCGUCGGCGCUGACUACAUUUGGGAAGUCAAACACGAAUCAACAGGCAGCCCCAACACCACCGCCGGUGGUAGCCAAAAGCUGUACCAAUCAUGGGGAUUGCAGUACGAUACAAAACACGAGCUGCGUACUCGAUCCGAUCGAUGAUCGUAUGCGGUGCCUGUGCGGUGAUUUCAAGGCACCAGUAAAUGGAUUAUGUUCCGCCAAAUAUAAAGGACUACGGCAUCUGUGUGGUGAUUCCGCUCAAUGCGAUUACGGCAUGAUGUGCGCCAUCGAGAAUGCUACCAAGCCGACCACGACGCUGGUGACAAGCAAAACGUUUCUCACCAGCAGCAUGCUGAACAGCAACGGAAACAACACGUACAAAGUGUGCCUGUGCGACGAAGAGGCCGAAUUUUUCGAAAACAAGCACGAGCACCACUGCAGCGGUACGGUAAUGAUCGUCACAUCCGGUGCAGUGAUCCCGCUGAUGAUGUUGCUUUUGGGAAGAUUUGUCGCCCACCUUCCCGUAGCGCACUGGAACACGGCGCUUUAA
Messenger RNA from Anopheles marshallii, 615 nucleotides. RefSeq lists its product as uncharacterized. The coding region runs from base 1 to 615 and encodes 204 amino acids. NCBI's taxonomy places the organism in Eukaryota, Metazoa, Arthropoda, Insecta, Diptera, Culicidae. The record is from RefSeq and is a predicted model, not a curated record. The transcript is spliced from 3 exons.